GGCAGGCAGGCACCUCCCGCAGCCCCGGGGACGUUGUAUCUGUGGGCCCGCGAGUCGCGUCACAAAUCGGCGACUGAGCCUUGGCGGAGGUGGCUGAGGCGGCGAAGGCGGCAGCGGCGGCGACAGCUCUGGGGUUUGCGUCUCGGGGUGUGUCGGCCGCCGCUGCUGCUUGGGCCUGGUAUGUACAAAUGGCUGAUUAGGAUUCUCGGCACCAUUUUCCGUUUCUGUGACCGGUCGGUGCCUCCUGCCCGGGCCCUCCUGAAGAGGCGGCGCUCGAACAGCACUCUGUUUUCUGCAGUGGACACUGAUGAAAUACCAGCCAAAAGACCGAGAUUAGAUUGCUUUAUUCACCAAGUGAAAAACAGCCUCUACAAUGCUGCCAGCUUACUUGGAUUCCCAUUCCAGCUGACCACAAAGCCCAUGGUAACCUCUGCUUGUAAUGGAACACGGAAUGUCGCCCCUUCAGGCGAGGUAUUUUCGGACUCUUCAUCUUGUGAACUGACAGGUUCUGGAUCCUGGAACAACAUGCUGAAACUGGGUAAUAAAUCUCCUAAUGGAAUAAGCGACUAUCCAAAGAUCAGAGUGACAGUAACCCGAGAUCAGCCUCGUAGAGUCCUGCCUUCCUUUGGUUUUACUUUGAACUCAGAAGGCUAUAAUAGGAGACCAGGUGGCCGUCGCCAUAGCAAAGGCAAUCCAGAGAGUUCCUUAAGCUGGAAGCCUCAGGAACAGGUUGUAACAGAGAUGAUUUCUGAAGAGAGUGGCAAGGGUCUGAGACGUCCUCAUUGUACCGUGGAGGAGGGUGUUCAAAAAGAGGAAAGAGAGAAGUACCGAAGGUUACUGGAGCGACUUAAAGAAGGUGGACAUGGAAACUCUGUUUCUCCUAUAACUUCAGCUCAUCACAGUUCUCAAAGAAAUCAGAUGGAUACAUUAAAGACCAAAGCCUGGGGGGAAGAGCAAAGUCACGGAGUCAGAACAACUCAGUUUGUUCCAAAACAAUACAGAAUUGUUGAAACAAGGGGACCUCUGUGUCCAGUGAGAAGUGAAAAGAGGUAUUCAAAGGGGAAAAUUUCUGAUACAGAGAAGGCAUUUGGAAUCAGACUUGAAAAUGAAGGGAGGGGACACCAACUGGAACCUGACCUAUCUGAAGAAGUGUCAUCCCGACUCCGCCUGGGCAGUGGAAGCAAUGGGUUACUCAGGAGGAAGAUGUCAAUACUUGAGACAAAAGAAAAAAAUUGCUUAGGCAAAGAGAGGGAUAAAAGGACAGAUGAUCUUCUUGAACUUACAGAGGACAUGGAAAAGGAAAUCAGCAAUGCCCUAGGCCAUGGCCCACAGGAUGAGAUCCUAAGUAGCGCUUUCAAAUUGCGAAUUACCCGAGGAGACAUCCAGACCUUGAAGAACUAUCACUGGCUCAAUGAUGAAGUCAUUAAUUUUUAUAUGAAUCUUCUGGUGGAAAGAAAUAAAAAACAAGGGUAUCCAGCACUACAUGUGUUCAGUACUUUUUUUUACCCCAAAUUAAAGUCUGGGGGUUACCAAGCCGUGAAAAGAUGGACCAAAGGGGUCAGUCUCUUUGAACAGGAACUUAUUCUGGUGCCUAUUCAUCGGAAGGUACAUUGGAGCCUUGUGGUGAUAGACCUCAGAAAAAGGUGUCUCAAAUAUCUGGAUUCUAUGGGACAAAAGGGCCACAGAAUCUGUGAGAUUAUUCUUCAGUAUUUACAGGAUGAAAGUAAGACCAAAAGAAAUAUUGAUCUGAAUCUUUUAGAAUGGACCCACUACAGCAUGAAGCCACAUGAGAUUCCUCAACAGUUGAAUGGGAGUGAUUGUGGAAUGUUUACUUGUAAAUAUGCAGAUUAUAUCUCUCGGGACAAAGCUAUCACAUUUACUCAGCACCAGAUGCCUCUCUUUCGGAAGAAGAUGGUGUGGGAAAUUCUUCAUCAGCAGUUGCUGUGAGAGUGCCCCUGGCCCAGUCCCUCCAGCUGCUGCUGAUUUUUUUCCACAGUUGGAUGUUUCCAUAUACCUCAUGCAUUGUGGGUUAAAAGUCCCUACAUCACCUCUCUCACAGGUACUGAGCUGUCAAGAAGUGUAUGAAGGCGUCUCACUGCACCUGAAUCCUGACUUGUGUGCGGAGGGCUGCUUGCAACUCUGUAAGUCUGUGCCUGCUCAGAGCCCUGGACUGUAUAACCCACACAAGAACAAACGCUAAUUAGAAUUUUUUUAAAGAUUUUUUUUCCCUAUGAAUGUGGGAAAUGCAGGAUUUAUUCUAUGAUUUGUUUUUUUCUGUGUUCACAUGUAUUUCUUUGCUCACUCAUUUGCAAACAUAAUGCGCAGUGGCCAUUAUCUGCUACUCUUUUAGUUAACUCUAAAUUACUUGUGUGAACUAUUUAUUUCAAAUAUGAAAGGCACGUUAAUCAAGCUGCCAGUCCCUGCUGAAGAUCGGAAGGGAAAUCAGUUGGGGAGGAAGGAAGUGUUAAUUAACUUCUCUACCUGGAGCUAUAACUGCCAACUUAAAGCUGGAGGUCUUUUUUUUGAGGCUUGAAAAUGCUGGGAGAAGUGCUGUGGUGUAGGGCCCUGAUUGCCUUUCAGAGGAAGUCUGACACUACAGCAUUGACAUGUGUUGUGGAAAAGUGGAACUGUGGCCAAGGAACUCUGGCAAUGCAAGCAUCUUUAGAAGAGUGUCGUGGUCAUCCUAAAGAGACUUCCCUUUCUGGAAAUGAGGUGACGUGGCUACUCUUGAAACUGGAUUAGAAUUCACUGUAAACUCUAAAUCUUCAUUUUCAUCCCAGAUCUGGUUGAGUAGAAACCUCAGAAUUGUAAGGGCUGGCCUGAGCAGUUUAUUUCAAAAGAUACUAUUCAAUUUAAAGCUAUUUUUCCUCAAAGUGUUUUUUUUAUAUAUAUAUAUAAAGCUGAAAUUAAGUUUUGUACUCAUUAGAAUUUACAUCGUCUCAUCCCACCCUCACUGAAAUUUGUGGAAGAAAAUUUAGUACUUGGCUCUGAGGUUGCUGAUUAUAUAAUAAUCUAUUUUGCAUAUGAAAGUUUGUAUUCAGCAUUUUUGUUCAUUAAAAACCUUACAGUGGUUUUGCAUUUUUAAUUUCAGAAAGUUUAGAGUUGAUCAGAACAUAUUUUGCAAGAUCCUAGUGCCUAGUGUUGCUUUUCUGAUGUAAUAAAAGGAUAUCUGGCAGAACUUGAA
Messenger RNA from Manis pentadactyla (Chinese pangolin), 3184 nucleotides. It is a transcript of the gene SENP2, whose product is annotated as SUMO specific peptidase 2. The record is from RefSeq and is a predicted model, not a curated record. Gene Ontology annotation, biological process: protein desumoylation. Bases 181 to 1947 code for a protein of 588 amino acids. Lineage: Eukaryota; Metazoa; Chordata; Mammalia; Pholidota; Manidae. The transcript has 17 exons. Gene Ontology annotation, cellular component: nucleus. Gene Ontology annotation, molecular function: deSUMOylase activity.